Messenger RNA from Aspergillus campestris IBT 28561, 978 nucleotides. RefSeq names its product glycoside hydrolase family 43 protein. Gene Ontology annotation, molecular function: hydrolase activity, hydrolyzing O-glycosyl compounds. Bases 1 to 978 code for a protein of 325 amino acids. Gene Ontology annotation, biological process: carbohydrate metabolic process. The record is from RefSeq and is a predicted model, not a curated record. Lineage: Eukaryota; Fungi; Ascomycota; Eurotiomycetes; Eurotiales; Aspergillaceae. The transcript is spliced from 2 exons.
AUGUGGUCCCCUGCGAUAGCUACGCUGACGUCGGGGCUAUUCCUCCUGGCCCCGAGUGCCAUUGCGUCUCCCCUCAAGGCUGCUGAGGGCGCUCGGCUGGUCAUUGACGCGGACUUUCCCGACCCCAGCUUUGUCGAGACGCCAGAAGGGACCUGGUACGCCUUCGGUACCAACAGCAAAGACAAGAAGGUUCAGGUUGCAAGGUCCGAGGACUUCGCGACAUGGACGGUCCUUGACACCGAUGCCUUGCCUAACGUGGCACCUUGGGAGACAGAGAAAGACCACUGGGCGCCGGACGUGAUUCGACGGAACGACGGCAAAUACGUCCUAUACUACUCGGGAGAAGCCAAGGCACUGCUCGACCACCACUGCGUCGGCAGCGCCGUCUCAGUCGGCACCGACCCAGCAGGCCCCUACAUCCCAACAGAGACGCCUCUCUCCUGCCCCCUGGACCAAGGCGGCUCCAUCGACCCCGCCGGGUUCCAGGACGUAGACGGCAGCCGGUACGUGGUGUACAAGGUCGACGGGAAUAGCAUCGGCAACGGCGGCGACUGCAACAACGGGAUAGAGCCGAAGAAGCCAACGCCAAUCAUGCUGCAGCGGGUAGCCGAAGACGGAAUCACGGUCAUCGGCGGACCCGUGGAGAUCCUCGACCGCGACGACAACGACGGGCCCCUCGUCGAAGCCCCCAACAUCAUCUUCAAAGACGGCACCUACUACCUCUUCUACUCCACCCACUGCUUCACGGACCCCAACUACGACGUCCGCUACGCCACCUCCAAGUCCCUCACGGGCCCCUACGUCAAAACCAAUGAGCGCCUGCUCAAGACCGGCGACUGGGGAUUGAUUUCCCCCGGCGGCGGUACCGUCUGCCCCUGCGGCGAUCGCAUGCUGUUCCACGGGUUCUGUGCGGACAACAAGCGGUGCACGUACGUGGCGCAAGUGAGCCUGUCGGAGGGGAAGGUGGUUCUCUUGUAG